Molecule: messenger RNA, 1207 nt
Organism: Sorghum bicolor (sorghum)
Lineage: Eukaryota; Viridiplantae; Streptophyta; Magnoliopsida; Poales; Poaceae
Exons: 3
Coding region: 161-832 (223 amino acids)
Source: RefSeq, a predicted model, not a curated record
CUAUAAAACGUUCGGCGCCGCUAGCGCCCGCGGUUCACUCGCCCACCUCGCUUCCCCCGGCUCUCCCACUCCUCCUCCUCCUCCUCCUCCUCCUCCCAGGCCGUAGAAAAAGAACACGCGGAACGCGCGUGCUCGCCGCGCGGCAGGCAGACACGCACCGAUGGGCAACUGCCAGUGCCAGGCGGCGGAGGUGGCGACGGUGCUGAUCCAGCACCCGGGCGGCGGCCGCACGGAGCGCGCCUACUGGGCGCUCUCGGCCUCGGCCGUCAUGGCGGCCAACCCGGGCCACUACGUCGCGGCCGUCAUCACCACCACCGCGCCGGGAGGAGACGGAGCAGCCUCUUCCGCCGCCGCGACCGUGAAGCACCUCAAGCUGCUCCGCCCCGACGACACGCUCCUGCUCGGCCGCGUCUACCGCCUCGUCAGCUUCGAAGAGGUGCUGAGGGAGUUCGCGUCGAAGCGGCAGGUGAAGCUGAGCCGCGUCACGGUCAGGGCCAAGGACGAAGCCGAGGACGUGAAGAAGCCGGCGUCCAAGCAUCGCCGCCGUCGCGCCAGGGCCAGCUCCGGCGGCGGAGAGCGCAAGGAAUCAUCCGAGCGGUCGCUCGCCAAGGUCAUGCGCCAGACGGAGGAGGAGCUGGAGCCGGAGGCGGAGGCGGAGGCGGAGGCAGGCCCGUCCUCGGGGCCCAGCGGCAAGCAUGCCGACACGCCGUCCGACGCCGACGCCGACCUCGACGCCGACCUGGAGGCCCUCCUGCAGCCGCACGGGGCGUUGCUCGGCCGCCGAGCCGCCCGGCAAUGGAGGCCCGCGCUGCAGAGCAUCGCCGAAGGCUGAGGAGCGGCAUCAGCUCGAGCGUUCGGUGUGUGUCGCGGUCGGUGAGCAGCCGAGCUCCGUCUCCGUGCAAAGUCAAUUGCAACUUGCGAGGCUGACAGCGUAUUGUAAAAUAAGCAAGUUCAUUGUUAGCGCCUCGCCCGGUGUGGAUGGAUACGACCAGCUCCAGAUGUGUAGUACUAGUAGUAGUUGGCUAGCAGCAGUAGACCAGUAGCAGUAUUUAUGGAUUUGAUGGUGUGUUUUUAAAGGUGGCAGACGAUUAGUAGUAGUAGUAUACGGUAUCGUAUAAAAUCUUUAGUCUAUUUCUUUGUGAGCUGAAUCAUCAUCAUGGACAGCGGCCGAACGACGUUUACAGUUCGAUUCGACGUAGUUUUCGAA